Leopardus geoffroyi (Geoffroy's cat) is the source of this 702-nucleotide messenger RNA. Its product is annotated as oncomodulin. The record is from RefSeq and is a predicted model, not a curated record. Lineage: Eukaryota; Metazoa; Chordata; Mammalia; Carnivora; Felidae. The coding region runs from base 118 to 447 and encodes 109 amino acids. The transcript has 5 exons. Gene Ontology annotation, cellular component: nucleus; cytoplasm. Gene Ontology annotation, molecular function: calcium ion binding.
UAUCACUUUUUCAAUCCUAUAUAAGAUAGGUCAGUAAGGCAGAAAAAGCACAACUGUUUUUUGCUCCUUCGACUCUUUUCCCUGAUUCUCUCGGGGGAAAGUCUAAAACGGUGGAAAAUGAGCAUCACAGACGUCCUUAGUGCUGACGACAUUGCCGCAGCCCUGCAGGAGUGCCAAGACCCAGAUACUUUUGAACCCCAAAAAUUCUUCCAGACAUCGGGCCUCUCCAAGAUGUCGGCCAGUCAGGUGAAGGAUGUUUUUCGGUUCAUAGACAAUGACCAGAGUGGGUAUCUGGAUGAAGAAGAACUUAAGUUUUUCCUCCAGAAGUUUGAGAGCAGCGCUAGAGAGCUGACAGAGUCAGAAACCAAGUCCUUGAUGGCGGCUGCGGAUAAUGACGGUGACGGGAAAAUCGGGGCCGACGAAUUCCAGGAAAUGGUGCAUUCUUAAAAGCCGCAGGCUGUGGAGAUAGAGACAAUCAGCCAGAAGGCCUCCAAAGCCCCUAGAAAUGGGAAACCCACUACCUGCCCCUAAUUUAUGUAUUCAUUCCCCCGGAUGUGCUUCUCCAAUUUGCCCCCUGUUUUAGCGAGGUAACAAGGCAGUCACUCGUGAAUUUUCGGUGGUCAGUACGCCCUGAUGACUCCUGUAAGGCCCUUGGCAGACGAUGCCUUUAAAAUUCACCCAAUAAAGAUAUGUUUCUCAUCA